Messenger RNA from Periophthalmus magnuspinnatus, 7354 nucleotides. RefSeq names its product trinucleotide repeat-containing gene 6B protein-like. Bases 405 to 5987 code for a protein of 1860 amino acids. The record is from RefSeq and is a predicted model, not a curated record. NCBI's taxonomy places the organism in Eukaryota, Metazoa, Chordata, Actinopteri, Gobiiformes, Gobiidae. The transcript has 21 exons. Gene Ontology annotation, molecular function: nucleic acid binding. Gene Ontology annotation, cellular component: P-body; nucleoplasm. Gene Ontology annotation, biological process: positive regulation of nuclear-transcribed mRNA poly(A) tail shortening; miRNA-mediated post-transcriptional gene silencing.
GGAGCCUGAGAGCCGUAGCCUGAGAGCCGGAGCCUGAGAGCCGGAGCCUGGUGAUCUCAUACGCUCAGACGCUGCUAAAGCUCCACAGAAGCAAAAUGGCCGACAGUAAACUAACCGAUCAUACGGUGUCCGACAGUCAUCCAGGAGCUCUGCGGGGGUUGUUUACAGCGUGAGGAGCAGUUAGACAAAAGGAACAUCGUCUUUACACAUUUUAUUACUCUUAUUUGGUCUUUGGUUGAUGUCAUUUAUUAAACUCGUUCGCCUUGAAAGCCUCGGAGAGCUAGCUUAGCCUAGCUGCUGUGCUAGCUGCUAGCGGCGGCUCUGCAAAACAUUUUGCACAGAAGCACUUUAUGUCUUAACUCCAUGUGAUUCCCGAGAAGUAUCCAAAAGGGGAACAGUGUUUCAUGGAAGACAAGAAAAAGAAGAAAGAGGAGAAAAAGAAAAGGGAAACUCCACAGAAGGUGCCAGACCAGAAACUCAAAGUGCCAGAAUCUGCCAAGGCGCCCGGUGGCCCGUCACACACCAGUCCAGGCUCAGUAUCCCCCUACCCCUGCCCUGCCGCUCCUUCCAGUCCCAGUGCUGCCAGCGCCUCUGCACCAGUUGCUCCUGGUGCUGGGAACAAUGCAAAGCAGCGGACCUCUGUGGCCAACGGACAGCCCUCCUCCUCAUCUUCUUGUGGAAGCCAGGCCAUCCAGCAGCAACGAUACAUGUCCAGAGAGGUUCCACCCAGGUUUCGCUGCCAGCAGGACCACAAAGUGCUACUGAAGAGGGGCCAGCCUCCCCUGUCCUCCAUGCUGCUGGGGGGAGGUGGAGCGGACGAGGCUGCAGCGGCCAGUGGCUGCAGUACACAGGGAGAAGAUAACCCCAAUGCAAAAACAGCUGGAGCCACAGAUUCCAUUUUGGGUUCAUCUUCCCCUUCACCCCAUAACUCAUCCUCAUCAUGUGUGGCCGCUGUGUCGUCUUCUACUAUUACUACUACUAUUAGUACUACUUCAACUUAUGCAAGUUCCACAUGGGGGGCAGGCUCUGGUAGCCAGCCCUACUCUCAGGGCUGCGUGAAGGUGGAUGGGAUGGCUGUAACGGACUGGCCCAAAGCGUGUUCGGAGGCAGUGGCCGAAGGGACGCAGGAGCAAGAUCACCGUGGUAACAAUAACAACAGCAGUGCCUCAUGGAGCGAGACAAGCACCCAGCAGAAGAGAGUAGGAGAAGAGAACAUGGACAAUUCUUCGCCACCUUCUCCUCUCUCUCCCUCGACCUCGCUUAACGAAUGUGCUCAGUCAUGUGGUGUUGUGGCCUCUCAGGUGGAAGUGGGGCAAGGAUCAGCAGCUAUUCACAAUUCCAAAGUCUCCCAUCUUCUUCAAGAGAGUCCUGGUGCCAACAGUAACCCCAGCUCCAACUCCUCUGCCCGGCAUCAACAGUCUGGAACCACUGCUUCAGCUUGUGACGGCCUUCCUUUGCACUCAUCUGUGAUUUCCUCAUUUUCUGCCAGCAGCCAACUCAUCACCACCGACUCAUCUGUCAGUCAGGCAGGUGCACCUCAGCAGCAGCAGCACACAGGAACAGCUUUGGGUGCCAGGAGUGGAGAGCAGCCGCAAGCAGCAAACCUAGCAACAGAAUCAGUUGAUGGCAUUGGACCAAAUACAGAAAAUGGUGAAGCAAACCAAGGAGAAGAGAGUACAACUUUGUCUUCCUCCACUGCUGCAGCUGCUGCUUCCUUUUGGAGAGCUAUGCCCCCGAUGGAGACUGGCGCUCAAGGGAAAGAAGGAAAUUCUUGGGGUUUAGAUGGCGGCUCAAAUACCCAGGUGGUAUCUCAGGGAGCACAGGUAGUGUGUAGUCCGAAGGGGGAGUGGGGCAGCACUGUGGGAGGGGGUAGUUCGGGUCACUUAGCAAUAGGAAGCGGAAAAGGCGAAGAUGGUAGCAGUAGUGGUGACAGCGUUGUGACAGACUCUGCAUCACCAAAGUUUGCAACUAUGUCAAAAGCAUGGGACAAUCAGAAAGGGGCAGAGAGUGAAGAUGGAAAAGUAGGUGAGUGGGGCGUGGGAGGAAGCAAGGGGGAGGGGUCUACAGCUGGGAGCAGCGGUGGAGGGCAGAAGACAGACCGAACCGGACAUCGCCAAUCCCACCAGAUCAACGCAGACGUGGCCUUACAGAGCAUGCUCAAUCGAUCAGACCUGGAUCCCAGGGUCUUGUCCAACACGGGCUGGGGCCAGACCCAAAUCCGACAGAAUGUGGCCUGGAACCUUAACGCACCAAGUCGAAACGAUAAAAGCACUUCAUUGUCAUCAGCAAAUGUAAACACUAGCACUAGUCGUGGAGCUAACAAUCCCGGGUCAAGUUCGGUGAGGGAAGGUUGGGAUGGAGGAAGGACCAGUCAUGAAGUGGAGAACGAACAGGGGAAGGCAGAAGGAGGCUGGGGGGUACAGAGCACUGAAACCCAAGGUAAAGGUUGGGGGAGUGAGGAGCAGUGGACUGACGGCAAAGCAGGAGGAAAAUGGGGUGAGUUUGGAAAACAGGGUACUGGAUGGGAAGACGGUCCAGAGAAAAAAGGGACUGGAGGAUGGAAAAAUGUGGGACAAGGGGGGGAGGCAGGUGGCUGGGGUGGGGAAUGGGGGCAGAGAGACUCUUCAUCUGGGAGAGGAUGGAGUGAUGGACCGAGCAGAGGAGAGAGCAUUUCUGAAGAGAGCUCAUCGUGGAGUGAGAGUGGGCCUCAUCGAGGGGGGUGGGGAGGAGGAGGAGGAGAACGAGAACGAGAACUGGGUAAAUCUCUUCAAAACUGGGGUAAUGCAAAGCCCCAUACAGCAUCAGCACAGAUACCAAACAGCCAAGUGGCGCCAAUGAAAGCCCCGACCCAACAGCACCAAUCACAGGGCCAGCCGCCAGGAGGACCCACCCAAGGGGGGUGGGGCAGCCGGGCCACACCUGGAGAACCCCCAUCCAAAAAUCCAAACCAAAGUACAGGCUGGACGUCCGGUCCGAUUCCCCAGAUCCCAGGGGCUACAGGAGACUCCAUGGAGCCCAGCGGCUGGGAAGAGCCGUCCCCUCAGUCCAUCAGUCGCAAAAUGGAUAUUGAUGAUGGUACUGCAGCCUGGGGAGACCCCAAUCGCUACAACACUAAGAAUGUUAACUUGUGGGAUAAAAAUGCUGCUACUGCUCAAAGUCAUAGUCAGCAGCCUCCUCCAAUGUCCAUGCAGCCACCAGCCCAGAGAAGACAACAAGGACCGCAACAGCCAGGGCCUGGUUUGUGGGGAGGAGGUGCUCAGUGUGCGGAUAAUGGUACUGGGAGUUGGGGUCAGACGUCGGAGGCUCCCACAGGUUGGGGCGACUCGGAUGAGGCCAACAAACAUUCUGGCUGGGGCAACCCUUCCUCCAGCUCUGCUAAAUCUGGCACAAAGUCAAUAGAGAACUGGGGUGGGAAAGGGGAAGGCUCGAUGGCCGCAUCACGUCACUCGAGCUGGGACGAGGAUGACGACUGUGCUGGGGGAGUGUGGAACAGCGCGGGAUCACAGGGAAGCAGCUCCUCCUAUAACUCUGGAGGAUGGGCUCAUGGAGGGAAGAGAGGCAAUCUAAAGGGAGGAGGAGGUGAUAACUGGAUUAACCCGAUGUCACGUCAGUUUUCUAAUAUGGGUCUUCUGGGCGAUGAUCCUAACGUGGACAGAAAGAUGGACAGUGAAAAAAGAGGUAUCGGUGACUAUAAUGGGGACAUACGCCGAGGAGGCAGAGGAGGAGGAGGCUAUCGCAUGCCCAGUCCAAAAGACAUGGGCUCUGCGGAUAUGGGGCCCUAUGGUGAAAAGAUGGGUAGUCAUGGCGUGUUGACUGGCAGCAGUGGAGGGAUCCCACAGCCUCGGGGGAUGCACCAGCCUGGCAUGCAUCCCCUUAACCCGACCCCAGGGUUACGUGCUCAAGUGCCUCAUCAGUUCCUGUCCGCUCAGGUGCCAGGUCCUGUGCUGAAGCAGAUGCCUUCUCCUGGUGGCAGUAUGGGAGGAGUGGUCGGAGGAGUGGGAGGUGUCGGGGGAGUGGGAGGUGUCGGCGGAGGAGUGUUCCCUCCUCAGAUUUCUCCGCAGCAGCUAGCAAUGCUCAGCAACAUCUACCCUCACAUGCAGCAGUUCCAUCUGGCCUGCCAGCUCCUGCUGCAGCAUCAACAGCAGCCACCGCAGCAGCCAAUGUUCCCGAAUCAAAGGAAGUUUCCACAGCCUCAGCCUGUGAGGCAGCAGUCAGACCCACAGCAGUUGGCACGAAUUAUGGCCAUUCUGCAGCAACAGAGGCAGCAGCAGCAAAGUGGAGUUGGAGGACAAGCGCCUAUCGGAGGAAACUCUAAACUCUCUCCCUCUCAUCUGGGAGGAGGCAUUUCCAAACAGUCAAUUGUAGACCCACUGCAGCACCCAGGGAUGGGUGGUCCACUGUCAGAUCUUCAUACCAAAGCUCAAGGCAUGUACUCUGGUAUGGAGCUCAGUUCUGUGAUGGGAGGAAUGAAGGACACUGGAGGACAACAGUCCCGCUUCAAGUGGAUGAUGGAAGGACACUCCCCUGUACCGUCUCCCCCUGACCUCACACUCAACAAAAAUGGUGCGUUAUCUGAUGGUCCUUUAGCUGGAGGUAUGAAGGUCAGAGGAGGCUCUCCGUACUCUCAGUACGACAUGUUGGCUGGUGAUGCUUUGGGGAUUCCUCCUCAAGGUUCUUCUGACAACUGGCACCGCACACCUGGCAGCAAACUGAGCCACAAACCAGCCACCUCCAGCUGGCCUCCAGAGUUUCAGCCAGGCGUUCCAUGGAAGGGAAUCCAGAGCAGUGGAGACCCAGAGUCUGACCCCUACAUGACCCCUGGUGGAAGUGUUCUUGGCUCUCCUGGGCCUCCAGGACUCAACGACUCAGACCAUCAGUUGCUAAGAGACAACAUAGGGCCAAACCCCUCCCUCAACACCUCGCUGCCUUCACCAGGUGCCUGGCCCUACAGUGCCUCAGACAGCCCCCUCAACAAUGCACACAGCACAGGAAAGUACUCGGAGUACAAACCCAGCUGGCCUCCUGAACCCAUCGGACAAAACAAGAUGUGGAAGACCAAUCGCAACAGCUCACAGCUGCCACGCCCCCCUCCUGGCUUGACUAAUCAAAAGCAGGCCUUUCCCUCCCCUUGGGGAAGCGGGGGCCCACGGUUGGCCCGUAGCUGGGGAGGGGGUGGGGUUAACCAGGAGUCAAGAUUUGGGCAAGCUUGGAGCGAUGGUACAGCUUGUCGGAGCAGCUGUUGGUUACUGCUCAGCAAUCUGACCCCUCAGAUUGAUGGCUCCACUUUAAGGACUAUAUGCAUGCAGCAUGGCCCCCUGCUGACCUUCCACCUUGGCUUGACCCAGGGCAGUGCUCUGAUUCGCUACAGCAGCCGACAGGAAGCAGCCAAGGCCCAGGGUGCACUCCACAUGUGUGUCCUAGGCAACACCACAAUCCUGGCGGAGUUUGUCAGUGAGGAAGAAGUUGCUCGCUAUUUUGCACAUUCCCAGGCUGGAGGAGAAUGUCCCAGCCCAGGGACAGUAGUAGCAGGUGGGGCUCAAAGCUCUUCUGGAGCAGGUGUCGCUGUGGCCAGUAGUGGAGGCAGCUCUCCAGGCAGUGAGCGAGCCUCAGGGGGCACAGCCUCCAGUGAGAGCGGCAGUGGAGGAGCAGGGGACAGUGGGACCGGUCUGCCCGGUGUGAGAUCUUCCUCCUCUAGUUGGCAGAACCUGGACGGUACUGGCACUUCUUCAGAGGCUCUUUCAGCCCAGGGAUCUGGACUGGGGAUAUUCUCCCAAUGGAGCACCAACGGGGCUGGGGAGGGAACCGCCAUCAGUGGAGUGGAAUCUGGGAGGUCCGGGCUGUGGGGGGGCAUGACUGCGGGUUAUCCCGGCGGCGGCGGCGGCAGCAGCCUAUGGGGGGCACCACAAAUUGAGGAGAGGCACCAAAUGGACAGCCCUGCAGCACUGUUGCCUGGUGACCUGCUGGGCGGAGGGGCUGACUCCAUCUGACCAGCCCUCUCCUUUUGAACCAUUUGAUGUAGAAUUGGAAAUGGCAUACACUGGGUUACAUAUGUACUUUAGCACACUUACACAUUGACAUAGUAUGCAUAUUAUUGUAGUGCACAUACAAAGACACAGGCGUACUUGAUCAAGGUAUGCAUAUUAUUGUGCACACACAAAGCAGAAAUGUGAGACUUGCUUACACACAUUCUUGUGGCCAGACUUAAGCUAUUAUAUAAAUUGCAGGGACUGUUAGAUGUGUAUCAGCCUUUUUCCACAGAUGAAGAUUUCAACUGCUUAGACUUGAAACCUGAAAAUUAAUGAAAAGUCAGUUGGUCUGAAAGACUUGAAUGGAUUAUGCUUAUUAGAUAGUGGACUCGUCGACAGAUUUACAUCCACGUGCACACACCAAAUACAGACAAGCCUUCAGACAGACCGCACUAUAAACAACAUUACCUUCAUUGUGUAAAACUUCAAACUACAUAAUGUGAUGUUUAAGUGCAGUUUGUAUUUACAUCUCUGUAAAGAUAGAGACCGAAUCCAAACACAUGCAAAGAGUUCUGCCUGUCAACAGAACUGUAUCUUACUGUGUAUGUUAUUUUUCAGUUAGUUAUGUACGGCUUUAAUUUGAAAUUGAAAAUAUGGAAAAUCGUUUUGUUUUGUUUUUUCAAAAUGCUGACCUCCUACUGUUGUAUCUCACGCACUCUCUAUUAUUCUCUCUUGAAAAUGUUUGUUACUGUUGCAGUGAUAAAUGUUUAAUUGCAGGCAGUUGUUUUGAGUUGAAGCUAUGUUGCAUUUCUCCAUGUGCUGAUACCGAGCGCAGUAUCGCACACUUUUGGACAUUAUGUAUGAGUGAGGCGUUGAGACCAAGUAGGUGGACGAGAGCCACCGGUUUGUGUGUGAAUGUAUGUCGUAUGCAUGUUCUGCCUGUGGGCAAGGCUGCUUACUAUACAGAAGGUCUAUACAAAAUGUUUCAGUGCAUUUGAUAUAUACUGCUGACUGUGUUGAGAAUUAUUAGCACUAAUGCUUUGUUUCUUUCAUUUGAUUUUUUUUUAUUAGCAGAUGUCUUUUAUUGUCUGAUCUGCAAUAAUAAAAAAGAACAUUUUAAUGAUACAAAGAGCUGAAGGCAUAAGCGUUGAGAAUGGACAUGCCAAAUCUUAUCAAACUGUGUUGAACGGGUGGGAGGGGUGGGGCGGGAGGGUUGUUUACAAAUGCAUAAGAGUUACCGUACGUUUUUAAUGUUCCGUUGUGUAUUAAUUUUAAAUUAAGACAGGCUUUAACACUCCUGUUCAGUGUUUUUGUUUUGAGAUUUUACAAAAGAAUUUUAUUUAAACAUGAGAACAAGAUUAAUAAAGAUGAAAGUAUUGGCUUCUAAA